Molecule: messenger RNA, 1341 nt
Organism: Octopus sinensis (East Asian common octopus)
Lineage: Eukaryota; Metazoa; Mollusca; Cephalopoda; Octopoda; Octopodidae
Product: general transcription factor II-I repeat domain-containing protein 2-like
Exons: 1
Coding region: 1-1341 (446 amino acids)
Source: RefSeq, a predicted model, not a curated record
AUGGCAUUGAAUUUGAAAUACCAAUUAAAGUCUGAUUUGUUAAAAUUUGAAUAUUUUUCAAUUGCAAUCGAUGAAACAGUCGACGUCGUUGGAAUUGCACAAUUAGCAAUCUUUUUUAGAGCGUGUGAAUCAGAUUUUAAUAUUUAUGAAGAAUUUCUCGAACUGGUACCAAUGCUCGAUAUUACUACAAGUAAGGAUAUCUUUAUAAAACUUCUACAAAUUCUCUUUGAAUAUGGGUUUGAUUUGAUGAAGCUUGUAUGUUUAUGCACUGAUGGUGCUCCGAAUAUGGCUGAACGACAUGCUGGCGUUGCCGCUAAAUUGCGAGCUGAAAUAGAAAAGGUAAAUCCCGGGUCAUCAUUUGCUCAUUUUCAUUGCAUUAUUCAUCAGCAAUAUUUGUGUUCAAAAAUAUUAAAAAUGGAAAAUACCAUUAGUUUGGUCACGAAAACAGUAAACUAUAUCAGAGGUCAUCCCCUCAACCACCGGCAGUUUAGUAAACUGCUGACAGAUAUUAAUAAUCAGUUCCACGACAUUCCUUUUUAUACUCCAGUCCGCUUGUUAUCACUUCACAAAGUUGUUAAAAGAUUUUAUUUGUUGAGAUCGGAAAUAAUUUUAUUUAUGGAGAUGAAAGGGCAAAACACAGACGAAAUGAAAAGUCAAUCUUGGAUCAAAGAUUUGGCAUUUGCAGUGGAUAUUACCACACAUAUGAACGACCUUAAUUUAGAAUUGCAGGGCAAAGACAAACUCAUAACUCAGUUGUCAGAUCAUAUCAAGUGUUUUAUUUCGAAAAUAAAAUUAUGGAAGUUUCAGCUAUUAAAUGAAGAUUUAUCUCAUUUUCCUACGUGCAAAGAGCUCAGGAGUACUGUUGAUGCACAUAAUGUAAUGAAUUUUUCUCAGUAUGAAAGACAAUCGUUGUUAAAGGAAUUUCAAGAAAGAUUUAAUGAUUUUUCGUUUUUUGAACACCAAUUUUCAUUAUUCGCAUCACCAUUCUCUUUUAAUGUUUCCAAUGCAGAUGAAAGUUUACAAAUGGAACUAUUGGAAAUCCAAUCAGAUUCUAUACUUAAUGCUAAAUAUUUGGAGGUUGGAAUAUCUGCUUUCUUUUCAUAUCUUCCUGGAAAGUUUAAAAACUUUAAAAAGUUUGCAACAAAAAUCAUUGCUAUGUUUGGUUUGACAUAUGUGUGUGAACAGCUUUUUUCAUUUAUGAAAAUGACAAAAACUGCUCAAAGAACAAGACUAACUGAUGAACAUUUAGUCGGAACUACACGAAUAGCUCAGCCUGACAUAUCAAAAAUUGUAUCUAAAAAAAGAUGUCAAUCCUCUGGAAGCAGCUCUCACCAAAAUUAA